Pediculus humanus corporis (human body louse) is the source of this 2343-nucleotide messenger RNA. RefSeq lists its product as uncharacterized. Lineage: Eukaryota; Metazoa; Arthropoda; Insecta; Psocodea; Pediculidae. The transcript is spliced from 14 exons. The record is from RefSeq and is a predicted model, not a curated record. Bases 1 to 2343 code for a protein of 780 amino acids. Gene Ontology annotation, cellular component: mitochondrial outer membrane. Gene Ontology annotation, biological process: mitophagy by internal vacuole formation; mitochondrial protein catabolic process.
AUGCAAUGGAAAGCAUCGAGAUGGGUCGGAGGUUUUUCGUCAGGUACAGGUUCGUAUACGGAUGAUCUUGAUUCGCGAAUCGGUUCGAUGACGAUAGCAGACGUGUCACCAAGAGUCGCCGUCAAAAGAAUUAUUUUACUCUAUGAAAAUUUUCAAUAUCGAGAAGCUGCAAAUUUCAUAAAUAGGCUAAGCCACGGAACGUUUAAAGUAAUAUUAAACGAUUUACCCAUCGAUUUUUUCGUCGAAUCAAUGCCUCACAGUUUAUCGAUAUUGGAAGCUCUUUACGCGAAAGUUUUCCUAUCGGACGGCCUUAAUUUUAGCAUGAAAUUACUUCGUCCCGAAGCGGUUGUCAUGCAAAUGGUUAAAUUUUUUUCAACCGGGGAUUUGGAUAAAAAUUCCGAUAAGUGGGAUUUGUGUGGGCCUUUUGUUUGCAGUUGUAAAAAAUUAUUGAAGGUGAUUGUACUGUCCGAUCAUAAACUUAAAAAAAUGGUUCAAGCGAGAAAAAGAAGUUUGGAUAAAGCAAUUGAAGGUUUGGGUCAACACGGUCUGGUAGGAACGACAGACGAAACGUUAACAAAUCUUCACGAUGCUCUCAAGGUCGAAUUUCAAAGAGUUGUUGAAACGUACAAAGGAGCCUUACAAAAAUUAGAAGAGCUCAGCCUUUCGAGUGGUAAAAAAGAUAUGAAUAGCACCAUUCGUGGUCCAGCUCCGGUUCAAGCUUCUCAUCAGAGACAGCUUUCGUUGAAACAACCGGAAAUACAAGAAAGAUUAAUUAAAAACAAAACUUUGUUGAAUGUUGUCGAACCAACUUUAGGCAAUCAUUCAUUGGAUAUACUUUUGGGAAUUCUUCAGCGUAGAAUAGAAUAUGACAAAGAAGUUUUAUUUCAAUUUACGCAAUUAAAAAAAGAAGCAAAUAUUAUUGAACCCAAUGCUGCCAUUGCUCCGGUACUAAUAAAAUUUUCCAGCGGUUGCGAAAAGGUAUUGGAUUUAAUGAAAGAAGUAGCAGACGACGAAGCGGAUUCGAGUGACAUAUCUGGAUACCAUAGCGAAUCAGAUUCUGCAAUAAUGAUGUCUGGCAAUUCACCAUACGUGAGCAAAAGAGCACGAUAUAAUUUUUUGACAAGAUCAGUCAGGUCAUGCAGUAAAAAUAGUUUAAGACCAUCCGUAGAACUUUUACAUCAUCAGUUAAGUUCUUCGUCUGGUAACAACACCAAUUCAUCCGGAACCGAUAGUCCUCCGGCGUCUUUAAGCCCAGUUAGAGACGAUAAAGAUUCAUCAUCCGGUAGUUCAUCCUCCGGUAUAGGAUCAAGUACAAACGGACCCGUUAGAUUACGACAACUUAAACAUAAAAAAUUAAGUGCCACUUCUGGAAUAUCGUGGAAUCAAAGUAUUCCAUCUUGUCAAGGAUGUAGUUCGAGAGCAGCCAUGCAAGUUUCUCCGCAAGUUCAAGAAACGACCGUUCUUAGAGCCGAAUUAGAAAAAUUGAGAAUCGAUCUUGCGAGAGCAAAUGGAAUGAUAUUGAACCUACAAGAAAAUGAAAAACGUCUCAAAUCCAAAUUGGAAUCAUCGACGGGUAUGCAGCAGCAGCAGCAGCAACAGCAACCACCACCUUCUGAUAAUGGAUUAUUAUUAGUGGGAGAACGUUUGGUUCGUUGUUUUGCUAAUUUAUACGCUCAAGCAAGAGUUGAUACGUUGGAUGCAUUAGACAAUCUUCCUCAAUUGAACAAUGCGACAGAAUUAAAAUCAAAAAUAUUAUUCUCCUUGUCAUUUCGUUGCGCUGAAAAUUUAUUAGCGACAAAAAAAGAUCACAUCAGAAGAAUUUUACAUCUGCCAAGUCCCAUCAAUAAGGAUUCUACGUCGAACGGUAGUAGUAGUAGUAGUAGCAGUAGCAAUAGUAAUAAUAAUAAUAAUAAAAAUAUUAAUUCCGUUAACGUCGUACAAAAUAAUAAUCAUCAUCAUCAUGUUGAAAACGAUUCAAUAUUUCAAGAACUUGAAAAAAGCGUUUCGACAUAUUUAAGAAAAACAAUCGAUAAAUUCGAUUUGACGAAAUGUAUCAACGACGUAUCGAAUCAAAUAUGGGCGACGCUUUACGAUUAUCCAUGUUUAAAAUCUUGCGCGGGAUUAAAUCAAUACGUAAAAGAUUCCGUAAGACUCGCAUGGGGACUCGUUAAUCAGUGUCCUCCUUACGUAUUGGAGUACGAAGAGAGAAAAUUUCGAAAGGAUAUGCACGUUAGAUUUCACACGUCGAAUCAAGAAAGCGAACAAAUACAAACAUAUAUGUGGCCGGCAUUAUUGGAAGGCGUGGGAGGGCCCUGCGUACAUAAAGCCGUCGUCAUAACAUAA